Messenger RNA from Nicotiana attenuata, 1959 nucleotides. Its product is annotated as rust resistance kinase Lr10-like. Gene Ontology annotation, biological process: protein phosphorylation. The record is from RefSeq and is a predicted model, not a curated record. Lineage: Eukaryota; Viridiplantae; Streptophyta; Magnoliopsida; Solanales; Solanaceae. The transcript has 3 exons. Gene Ontology annotation, molecular function: protein kinase activity; ATP binding. Bases 1 to 1959 code for a protein of 652 amino acids.
AUGACUUUCACUUCUUUUGUAUGCUUUAUUCUGAUCUGUUACUUAGUUCAGACAAAAGGCAGAAGUGAUUCAACUUGUCCAAAGUCAUUUUCAUGUGGAAAUCUUACUGACCUGAGCUUUCCAUUCACUCUUUCCACACUAUCUGACUGUGGAUUUCUGUCCAUGUCUGUUUGUGAUGCUAAACCAUUUCCAAGAAUCCAACUGCUUCCUGGAGGAGAUUGGUAUUAUGCUUUAGGAAAGCCGUAUAAUUAUACAGUUUGGCUUCGGGACACCAAACUUGAAGCAAAUUUAAGGCAACACAAGUGCCAGGUUUUCGACGAAAAUUUCUCCCUUCCAAACUCUCCUUCUAUUUCUUUCAAUAUACUUAACCUUCAGAACUUCUUCAAAUGCAACAAGAGUAGUAAUAAUACCCUAAACGUUACGCUGAAGAUGAAAGAUCAUUUUACUGGUUAUGAAAUGUACGACCGAUGUGAUGCCUUCAGCAUAUACUACAAGCUUCAUGGAGAUGAUCAUGAUGAUCGCGACGACAUUCCAGCAGGCAAUCUUACUACCACCUGUUCACUUGUCAGAUUGCCAAUUGUAUCAGUAUCAAAUAAUGGUAAUGUGUUCACAAUGUUAAGUCCUGAAUUUCAAGUAGAAUGGAAACUGUCUGAUGAGUGUUACGGCUGUCACUAUAGUGGAGGUCAAUGCCAGACUGAUAUUACCAACAAAUUUCUUUGUCACACAGAUGUUAGCAAUAUAACAGCAGCAGGUACAUCAAAAAGGGGUCACCUCCGGACACCCUGGUUCGUGGUAGCCACAGGUACAUUGUUCUCUUGUAUUGGACUGUUGGUUUUACUCUUCUACUUCAGGGAAAAGAUUUUUUGGUACAAAUACCUAAGAUUUUGGGAUUCUAAUGCUGAGGAUCACCAAAAUAUCGAAGCAUUUUUAAUGAAUUAUGGGUCGUAUGCUCCAAGGAGAUACAGCUAUUCAGAAGUCAAAAGAAUCACCAAUCACUUCAAAAACAAACUAGGCCAAGGAGGAUGUGGUAAUGUAUACAAAGGAAGAUUGCAUAACGGGAAGCAUGUAGCAGUGAAGCUAACAAAUCGAAAAGGCACUAGUGGUGAAGAAUUCAUUAACGAGGUUGCAAGUAUUAGCAAGACAUCACAUGUUAACAUCGUGAGCCUCGUGGGAUUUUGUUUUGAGGGUCGCAGAAGAGCUCUCGUUUAUGAAUUCAUGCCAAAUGGAUCUCUUGAAAAGUUUAUCUAUGAGGAAAGAUCCAACAGAGUUCGCCAAUUGGGCUGGCCAAUAUUGUACCAAAUUGCACUAGGCAUUGCUCGAGGAUUGGAGUACUUGCAUCGUGGUUGUACCACUCGGAUAUUGCAUUUCGAUAUAAAGCCUCACAACAUCCUACUUGAUGACGAUUUUUGUCCUAAGAUUUCCGACUUUGGUUUAGCCAAACUUUGCAUGAAAAAGGAGAGUGUCGUGUCAAUGUUAGGUGCACGAGGGACUAUUGGUUAUAUAGCUCCAGAAAUUGUUUGCAGAAACUUGGGAGGUGUCUCUCACAAGUCUGAUGUCUAUAGCUACGGAAUGAUGGUCCUAGAGAUGGUUGGAGGAAGAAAAAAUGUUGAUGUUGAAGUUGACCGUACAAGUGAAAUCUACUUCCCACAUUGGCUCUAUCGACGAAUUGAACUAGACGAAGAGCUCCAACUAAUCGGGAUAAUGAAUGAAUCGGAGAAAGAAUGCGCAAGAAAGAUGAUGUUAGUGAGUUUAUGGUGCAUACAGACUGAUCCCUCGAAUCGACCAUCUAUGACUAAAGUUGUGGAAAUGUUAGAAGGAAACCAAGACUACUCUUUGCAAAUACCUCCCAAGCCUUACCUAUAUCCUGCCUCAAGAUCAGAGGUAAAUUCAUCAGUAGUAAUAGAACCGGCCCAAUCUUUAUUUGUUGAUAUGUCAGCUAAUAUUUUGUAUGAAAUUUAA